AUGACCAUUCCGAUACCCAAUGUAAUUGUUUAUUCCACCUUAUCAGGAAUUUACGGAUUGAUUGGAAUUACAAGCCUUGCGCUGCUUUUACGAAUUAUUUACGUGGAAUUUCAACAACGAAGGAAAUUUUCAAAAUUCAUCUCUCAGCGAUUUGGACGAGUUCGUUAUACGGGAAAUUCAUCAUCAUCAUCCAAUCAUCAUCACCAACACAAUCAUGAGCAACAAUUUGAAGAAAAUGAUGAUCAUCCUACAACGACGAAUAAGAAAUCCUCUAAGUUUACUAAGUGGGACGAGAGGAAUCUGAAAGAAAAUAAUACAAGGACAGUUGAUGAACCAGUCAAACACAUUUCAAAUUUAGAGUCUAAUCAUGCUGUAUUGGAAUCCAAUUUGGAAAAGAUUGAUGAAAAUGAGCGUUUAGAUAAUUCUUUGAAAGAUCACCAACAUGAUACUAGUAGUGGAGAGGAAGAAAUUGGAUCACGAAUGACCAGUAGUGGUGGACAUCAUAAUAAUGAUUCCUCAACAACAAUUCACAUUUCAUCAUCUUCAUCCUUUAAAAAACCAGAAAGCACAUUUUCUGAUAAGAGAUUAAUGUUUGCACUCAUAGUGAUCUUGUCAUUGGUUCGAUGUACACAAUUAGCAGUGCAAGCUUCAUUGCCAGAUUUUUCGGAAUAUAGAGAGCUCUUAAUUUUGGUUAGCUCAUUUCCUGGAUAUGUCUACUCAUCACUCAUGCUCAUGUUAGUUUUCUUUUGGACUGAAAUGACCAUUUUGUCCAUUCGAAAACAGCCCCUUCUUUCUGAAAUUUCGGAAACCAAUCAAGAAGAAGCAACAGGGUUAUUGGAAUCUGAACAUUCUUCAGAAUAUCAUCAACAAAAUAGUGAAGUUAUUCGAAAGAAAACAAUCAGAACUAUUUUGAAUUAUUUAACAGCGAGUUCAUUUCUCAAGACGUUAUUCUUUGUUGUGAAUUUUAUCAUGUACAUGACCAUGUUGGUGAAUGAUUCACUUUUAUUAUUUCAAUUUUCUGGAGACGAUCCAAGAGGAUCUGACAAUAAUGACUACACCAAUCCAUCCCCAUACAGUGCUAUAGAAAUUGUGGCAGUUUCCGUGCCGACUGUUUUAUUUAUCAUUUGUGCUCUACUUGUCAUAAUAUUAGGAAUUACCUUGUUUAGGAGACAUUUGAAAAAUUAUCGAGCUAGUUCAUCUAGAAAUAUUGUUUCACUCUAUACUAUUAUCUAUGUAUCGGUGGUGACCUUGACAGAUUUUAUUGUUUUACUAGGAAGAGCAGGAUUAUUAAUUGCACAAAUGUUUUUGUCAUGGCUUGAAACCAAAUGGCAAACCAUUCUCUGUUACUACUCAUUGGGUGAAAUUAUUCCAUUAUUAGUCUUGAAUUAUGCCCUAUACAAGAUGGGAACUUUAUCCAUGCUUCAUUCCGCCACCACAGUUCACACUCAUCACAGCAACGAUGACGCAAAAUUUCAAGACGUCAUCACUACUGGAAAAAACACAAAAACACCUACACUCAAGAAGACUUCACAAAAACUCAUCUCCUACAUGUCAGAAAAAGCUCAAAACUAUUAUUCGCAUUGGGAUGAAAGCACAGAGGAAGUCGAUUUUCAACAUCCACACGAUCCACAACGACCUCACCAUCACGAUUACAACAAAUACGACGAUGACAAUGGCACUGAAAAAGACAUGGAAGGAGAAACAUCAGCCAGUGAUUCUCCAUCAGCGGCCACAAGCAGCACAACUCACUCACGAAAGAAUUAUGGAAGUGUGGGUGAAAUCCAAAAAUUUCCUUCACAACAUCCACAUGCUCAUACUACCAGCAACAACCAUGCCAAAAGAAAGGGAACCCAUUCAAAUACUUCAUCGUCGUCACAUACACACUCAUCUCACAAAAACAAAGUUUGUUCCAUUCCAUCCCCUUCUCAUUCCUUAAUUCAGAAAGUUCAUAAUGCUCAUGCAGGAAAUGUCUCUCUCAAGAAUGCCUAUCAUGAAUUUACAGGAAUUGCAAGUGACGACGAGUAA
Messenger RNA from Naegleria lovaniensis, 2025 nucleotides. RefSeq lists its product as uncharacterized. Lineage: Eukaryota; Heterolobosea; Eutetramitea; Acrasida; Naegleriidae. The transcript has a single exon. The record is from RefSeq and is a predicted model, not a curated record. The coding region runs from base 1 to 2025 and encodes 674 amino acids.